Theileria orientalis strain Shintoku is the source of this 564-nucleotide messenger RNA. RefSeq lists its product as hypothetical. Lineage: Eukaryota; Apicomplexa; Aconoidasida; Piroplasmida; Theileriidae. The record is from RefSeq and is a predicted model, not a curated record. The transcript has 2 exons. The coding region runs from base 1 to 564 and encodes 187 amino acids.
AUGCUGGACGAACUACCCUGUGUGUGGAAUGGCUUAUUUUCAGAGUCUGGCGAUUAUUCUUUUGGCUACAAUGAGAAAUUGUUAACCACUUCAAUUGCACAUGAGUACUCCAGCACUCACUCAAAUAGAGAUGCCUUAAACAAUAACAACAAUAAUAAAUUAUAUAGCCUAAAGCGCGUUUUACAGCUUAUUUUAGAAAGCAACGACUCUGAAAUCACCAAUGAGGCCUUAGAGUCGCUGUUUAAACUAAGGGAGGAGUUGCUGGCAACAUUCUCUGAAGUGGCACGCGAGCAGAAUUUCGAGGAACUUUUGACUGAAUCCAUAAAGUUAAUUAUUGUUGACGCUUUUAAUCGCAAGGUAAAGGACGGGAACAAGGACUAUUUGCCAAGUAUGACCGACGUAUCCAGUGUAAAAAAUGUUGAACGUUUUAUGAAAGUGGUUUCUGAAAUAAAUACACUGUUGAAUGAUAUUAAAAAAACGAAUAAGGAGAUCGCAUACAAGAUGGAUAAAAUUGAGGAGGUAUUAAAUCUAAUAUACCUGCAUAUACAAACACAUAUAGGUUAA